Messenger RNA from Owenia fusiformis, 385 nucleotides. The record is from the annotation of a GenBank genome assembly. Lineage: Eukaryota; Metazoa; Annelida; Polychaeta; Sabellida; Oweniidae.
AUUUGAACCCGUUCAGCGGUCAAAUGCUUAUUGAUGAAGUUCGGAAAAGGAGUUUCAAAUUUAGUGGUCGAUCUGGGGAAGUAUCUUUCGAUACAAGUAAUGGAGACAGGUUCCCAAACUUCACGAUUCUACACAAAGGCCGACACAAAUUUGAACCAUUUGCAUUUGUGUACAAUGACGAAAAGGAAAGGUUGACGUUCGAUCAGAUAUCGAAACCAAAUUUCAAUACUCCGGGGAGAGAUCCUCCACCGGCGGAACCUAGGUGUGGUUACAGUGAUACAAAGUGUCCAAGGGAGCUGCAAGGUGGUGAAAUUGCUGCUAUUAUAUCAUUUAUAUCAAUGAUUAUCAUAAUCUCGGGUGUAGGCUGUAUCGCAUUUCUUCAAAG